CCCGCAACGGGGGUUCACGAGUAAUCCUUAGCACAAAUACAUAGGUUAGGCGUAAUAUAAUAAUAUUAAUUAUGUUAAUUUACCUAAGGAUUGGUCCGUCGGGAAGGAGUUUAAGGAGUUGAUCCUUAGCUACGUGGCAACAUCUGAGUGGGACGGGCUCGGUUUGUUUUUGGGUUUGGUUAAAAAAAAUUGGUCAUUCUCGACCGUGAUUGAAAAAAAAUCGAGAGCUCGACGAAAGGCGAUAUUUUGGCGAUUGAAACUGAUCGUCUUCACGAAGGUUAACCAAAAUGGGACAAGAUUACAGCUACUCCCAGCCUUCUUCAUCAUCAAACUCUCUAGACAUGAGCUCCCUUCUUGAAGCAGAAGCUAAGCUGUACGCGGAUGAAGCUGAGAGUCCCUACUGCAAUGCAGAGCCGGAUCAGUUCCCACCUCAACGAGAGCCUGAUGAUGGAAUCCCGACGGCAUGCUACUGUGGUGCUCAGCCUGUUGUCGAAUGCUCUUACACACCAAAAGAUCCAUACAGAAGAUACUUCACGUGCACCAAUGUCGAUGAUGGGGACUGCCACAUAUGGAAAUGGUGGGAUGUGGCUUUAAUGGAGGAGAUGAGUGAGUUUCAGAGACAUCUCAGGCAGCUCAAGGAUAGUCCUAGUGAGUCUGUUGUCGAGCCUGUUGUCGAGUCUGCUGCCGAGUCUGGUGUCAGGAGGAAGUGGUCUCCGAAGGAGGAUAAGAUCCUUAUUGGCGCUUGGCUUAACACCAGUAAGGAUCCCGUCGUCAGCAAUGAGCAGAAAGCUGGUGCUUUCUGGAAGCGGAUUGUAGAUUACUACAACGUAAGCCCGCAGCUGGUUGGGACAGUACCGAGAGAGGUUACCUCUUGCAAGCAGAGGUGGGGUAGGAUUAACACUGACGUAUCCAAGUUCGCUGGAUGCUAUGACGCGGCUCUGAGGGAGCAGAGAAGUGGCCAAAAUGAUGAUGAUGUGAUGAAAGCUGCCUUAGACAUCUUCUUCAGUAAUAACGAGUACAAGUUCUCCAUGGAUCACUGCUGGAGGGAGCUUAGGCAUGACCAGAAAUGGUGCUCUUCCUAUGGGCCUAAGGACGGUGGAAAGGAAAAGCGCAAACAAGUGUUGGAGGUUGAUAGAGAAGAAGAGCAAGUCGGAGAACCAGAGGGUGAGCUUGAUAGAGAAGAAGAGCAAGUCGGAGAACCAGAGGGUAGACCUCCCGGGGUAAAGGCUGCCAAAGCUGGUAGUAAGAAGAAUAAAAGUGGUAGAGAGGAGGAGUUGGGAAAGCUUCAGGGGGUUUUAGAAGUCAAAGAAAAACUCUCUAGAGCUAAGAUUCUUGAUCGUUUACUCGCGAAAAAAGAGCUUUUAACUGAGAUGGAAACAAGUCUUAAAAUGAAACUAAUGUCUGAAAUGCUUUGA
Brassica oleracea var. oleracea is the source of this 1415-nucleotide messenger RNA. Its product is annotated as glutathione S-transferase T3-like. The coding region runs from base 288 to 1415 and encodes 375 amino acids. The transcript is spliced from 3 exons. NCBI's taxonomy places the organism in Eukaryota, Viridiplantae, Streptophyta, Magnoliopsida, Brassicales, Brassicaceae. The record is from RefSeq and is a predicted model, not a curated record.